AUCUUCUUAGCGAGGCUGGUUCAAGCUUUGGCUCACGUUUCCGGCGAAGGCGAAGCAGCAAUUGCUUCGACUGUCGCCGCUGAUGGCUGAUGCCGAGAUUGCACAAAGGAACCGCUCACAGGAGCUGGAGAGGCGGGGGGGGCUGCUUCGACCGCGCGGUGGAAGGUCCUCGGCGGGGUCCUAACGGCCGCGGGCUUGGCCGCCGUUGUUGCGCUCGUGCUGCUGCUGUCUCCGUGGCGCCCGCACGGCCGGCUUGUCCACGCAGGGCCUCCAGAUCUCGUGUGCCCCGAAUUGUGCACAUGCCUCAGUAACCCCACCAGGGUCUAUUUCGGGAUCCCGCAAAGGGUGGUUCCAAUGUUACAGAGGCUGGCACUGGCAACAGCACCGACAGCAGUUCUGCCAACGGCAUUGCCAACGGCGGCGUGGCAGGCUACUGGGCGUGGUCGUGGAGCCAGGCGUUCGUCGGGCCAGAAGAUACGAACAUGGGCAUCUGUUUCAAUGGUUACGAGGAUGUGGACACGGCUAUCUCAGAAUGCACGAAGGAGGUCGGCACGCUGCAGCCUGCGAAGUGGCUUUCGAUCGGGGGCAAUGGUGCGCCUCAUGGGGUCAUAACGCCAGACGUGUUGUCGAGUGCAGCGAGCAGUGGCGACACUAUCAUCGCAGCGGGUUACGCUGGAGUCAUCUUCGAUGUCGAAGUCGCGGUUGGUACCAAUGACGCCCUGGUCUCUGGCUUCACGAGUGCGUCGCAGACCUUGACGUCGAAAGGUCUCCAGGUCGGGGUCACCACAUCCCAUAGCGGCCCCGUUGAGGUUUCUGGUGGUGCUGACGCUGCCACGCUCGUCAAGUGUUGGGUUGCCGACCCGAACAUGGCUGUGCUCUCGCCGCAGCUGUACACGACAGGUGAGGAGGACACGCCUGAUUUCGAUACCACCGCGUCGUGCUCGGCCUGCACCUGGGAGUUGUGGCAGGGAUCAUCAGGUGCAUUUGCGCCCAGCAUCGUCACCGCAUCCCAGUACGACGAGGUGAGCACCUACUUCAGCAGCGAACAUGGGAUCACGACGGGAGGAUAUAUCCAGUGGCAGCAGAGUCCCAGCCCGGCGCCAGACGCCAGCAAGAUGUGCGGCGCGACAUGGGACGAGGCGAGCUCCAAGUGCAGCAAAUCCUGCCCGGGUGGACUGGACGGGGAGUGCGACCAGGGCCAGAAGUGCUGGGGUGGCAUUUCAGCGUGCCCCACAACAAUGAAUCACUGCGGCAAAGACUACGCCGAUGCCUCUUCAAAGUGCGGCACAGAGUGCCCAGGAGGCCUGGACAGCGAGUGUGACAUGGGCUCGGGGGAAAAGUGCUGGGGCGGCAUCAAGUGCGGAAACUUUUGCGGCCCCGAUUGGUCUGGGGCCAGUGCGUGCGCCCACUCGUGUCCCGGCGGCUUGGACUCCGAGUGCCCCGACGGACAGACCUGCUUUGGCGGCAUCUCCUGCAGCACCUGACACCCCGUGCGCCUUUUGCCCAGCUGCCGGCUGUUCGCUCUCGCAGCUUUCACUUUUUGGCCUCGGCGGAGGGGGGGU
Molecule: messenger RNA, 1562 nt
Organism: Prorocentrum cordatum
Lineage: Eukaryota; Dinophyceae; Prorocentrales; Prorocentraceae
Source: the annotation of a GenBank genome assembly